AUGCCGGGGGCGCUGCUGCCUGCCUUGCUUCGUGUAGGGAGCAAAGUUCAGAGAAGUGCAAAAGCGGCUCAGGCUUCGCUCGGACCCCAGCAAAGAGGAGCCGCUUCUGCUGCCAUGGCCGCUUUAGUGAAGAGGAUCAUUAGUACUGCGAAAGCUCCGGCGGCUAUUGGCCCCUAUAGUCAAGCAGUGUUGGUAGACCGGACCAUGUAUAUAGCUGGGCAGAUUGGCAUGGAUCCUUCAAAUGGGCAACUUGUACCUGGAGGAGUAAAGGAGGAAGCUAAACAGGCACUUAAGAAUGUUGGGGAAAUUCUGAAAGCGGCUGAUUGUGACUACAGCAAUGUGGUAAAGACUACUGUUCUGAUGGCUGACAUGAAGGACUUUGAUGAUGUCAAUGAAGUAUACAAGCAGUUUUUCAAGUAUGACUUCCCAGCCAGAGCAGCUUAUCAAGUUGCAGCUCUGCCAAAAGGUGCACGUGUUGAGAUUGAAGCUGUUGCCAUCAGUGGACCACUCCGUGAUGCCAAGCAUGACACUAAAGGCAACCUUUAACCACAGGGCUUGGGUUCACUUAAGCUUCUUGUAGGGUUUGGUCAUGGAACUGGUUGUCUCUUUUACAUGACUUGAGUAAUUCUUGCAGGUUUCAGCACCUGGUAAGAGGAAGUGAAUUUCUACCACCCACUUACCAUUAAGCCAUUAAGGCUAUAGGCUGAUGCACGAUUGAGUAGGAAUGGCACUUAGUCAUAAGCUGUUGGGAAACAUUUUAUCACUUCAUACAUAUUUUGAGGGCUAGAGACUAGUGAUUUAUCCAGAAACCAUGAAUAAAGUUUUCAUGUAAUUAAUAUGGAAACUAAGUCCAGUCAUAUGGAGAAUAUGGCAUGUUGAAAAGCCAAGUACGCAUUACAUAUUAUAGUAUGGAAUCAAACCAUUAGAAGGAAAAAUAGUAAAGGUUACACUGGAAUUACUGUACCACAGUGCUAAAUGUUGGAUGGUUUAGUAUUCUCAACUUACCUAUUAAGUUUACCUCCAUUUACUAGACAAAGUAGUGUGCAAACAUGCAGAUACUUUUAAUGCAUGUUUUCAGAUCAUUAACAUGCUAAAAUUCAUCCUGAUUUACGUUUUUGAUGAAAUAUUAAUAAACGAUGGUUUAUUAUUUUAAUCUUUUAAAAAAGUGAGCUGUAUCUACUUUCCAAUAUCAACCUUUCAAGAAUAAAAAAAACAACAUUGGUUAUUUUCAGGUUGUACAAUA
Molecule: messenger RNA, 1243 nt
Organism: Eublepharis macularius
Lineage: Eukaryota; Metazoa; Chordata; Lepidosauria; Squamata; Eublepharidae
Gene: RIDA
Product: reactive intermediate imine deaminase A homolog
Exons: 6
Coding region: 1-546 (181 amino acids)
Cellular component (GO): cytosol
Molecular function (GO): deaminase activity
Source: RefSeq, a predicted model, not a curated record